UCAAUGUCCAAAGGAGCAUAAAAAGGAACAUCAAGCCAGUCGAAACGAAUUAUCGCAUAAAAGGAGAAAGGGAUUGUUUCAAUGCUAGUGAUUAGCCUUAUUUUUUCUUUUUCUUUUAGAAAAGUUCUAAACAUUUACAGAGUAUCGGCAAGUGGAACGGACAAGACGAAAGUGACGUUUUGUACGGACGUGGAUAAAUCUGUAAUAGUACAUAACUUCGAGAAGAGGGGAUGGGUUCAAGUUGGCCCGGAGGAUGAUUGGAAUUUCUAUUGGGCGGUCACUCAAUCAUGCAGAAACAUAUUCAGCGUGGAAACCGGAUAUAGAAUGGACGACAAACAACUGAUCAAUCAUUUCCCAAAUCAUUACGAACUAACACGAAAGGAUCUAUUGGUAAAAAAUAUAAAACGCUACCGGAAGGAAUUGGAACGGGAAGGAAAUCCUCUGGCAGAAAGAGGGGAUGGCCCAGGAAAAUAUCUUUAUCUCGAUUUCAUACCUGUCACGUUCGUCUUACCGGCAGAAUAUCGGAAGUCACCACAAAGCACAUGGAUCAUGAAACCGUGCGGCAAAUCACAGGGUACUGGAAUAUUUCUAAUCAAUAAAUUGAGCAAACUUAAGAAAUGGUCUCGAGAAGCAAAAAACCCAUUUAAUCCAAAUUUAACGAAAGAGUCAUAUGUGAUAUCUAGGUACAUCGACAACCCGCUUUUAAUAGGAGGAAAAAAAUUCGAUCUCCGUUUAUACGUCCUCAUUACCUCUUUUCGGCCAUUGAAAGCGUAUCUAUUCAAACUAGGAUUUUGUCGAUUUUGUACAGUCAAGUACGACACUAGUAUUCAAGAAUUAGACAACAUGUAUGCCCAUCUUACGAACGUAUCUGUGCAAAAGCAUGGUGAAGAGUAUAACAGCAAGCAUGGUGGUAAAUUGAGUGUUCAUAAUUUGAGAUUGUACUUGGAGAGCACGCGCGGGAAAGCGGUCACGGAAAAGCUGUUCGCGAACAUCAUUUGGUGUAUUAUACAUUCUUUGAAAGCUGUCGCCCCCGUUAUGGCGAACGAUCGCCACUGCUUCGAGUGCUAUGGUUACGAUAUCAUCAUUGACAAUGAUCUAAAACCGUGGCUCAUAGAGGUGAACGCAUCUCCGUCACUGACCUCCACCACAGUGAACGAUCGAAUCUUAAAAUACAAAUUAAUCGACAACAUAAUUUCAAUCGUCGUACCACCCGACGGUGUACCAGACGUGAAAUGGAACAAAUGCCCACCACCGGAAGCACUGGGCAAUUUUGAGCUUCUCUUGGACGAAGAACUCGUCGCUCAAGAGGAGAAAGAAUAUUCAUCUGGGAAGUAUCGAAGUUCUUCGAGCAAAUGGAAAUAAAUAGUCUGCUAUCUCUGGAUAAUGAUAAAAAGGAUAUUGCAGAAGCAAACAAUAGUAAACGAUAUUUUGUAUAUAACAUUAUUUUAUAAG
Frieseomelitta varia is the source of this 1452-nucleotide messenger RNA. RefSeq names its product probable tubulin polyglutamylase TTLL1 (gene TTLL1B). The record is from RefSeq and is a predicted model, not a curated record. Gene Ontology annotation, molecular function: tubulin-glutamic acid ligase activity; ATP binding; metal ion binding. Lineage: Eukaryota; Metazoa; Arthropoda; Insecta; Hymenoptera; Apidae. Gene Ontology annotation, cellular component: cilium. Gene Ontology annotation, biological process: protein polyglutamylation; microtubule cytoskeleton organization. Bases 82 to 1362 code for a protein of 426 amino acids. The transcript is spliced from 8 exons.